UCGCCAACAGCUUUCUGGACCAGUGACAGCUAACUUCCUCCUUCAGAGAGGAUAUAACAGAGCCUAGGUGAAGACCUGGAGUAUGUAGAGUCCAGAUCCAACUCCUUCUGCUACAGCACCAGCUACUGUUCCAGACGAUGCAGGUGUUCGUGGUGUUCCUGGUUGCCGUGGUGACCGCUGUGGCUGCAGCCUCCUCGUUCUCGAAGGACCCCGCGCUCGAGGACCCCUGGCAGGAGUGGAAGGGGCUGCACGGGAAGCAAUAUUCAGAGGAGACCGAGAGCUACAGGAGGAUGGUUUGGGAAGACAACUGGCGUUUCAUCGAGCAGCACAACCAGGAGCACGCUGCAGGGAAACACUCCUACAAGCUGGGGAUGAACCACUUCGGAGAUCUGACCAACGAGGAGUUCAAUCGGACGAUGAAUAGAUUCCACCAGGAUCCUGCCCUGGAGGAGCUGCCUGUUUUCAACUUGACCGGCAGCUCUAGACGGCCUCCGAGAGAGAUGGACUGGAGGAAUAAAGGCUACGUCACCCCUGUGAAGAACCAGGGUAGUUGCGGCUCCUGCUGGGCCUUCUCUGCCACGGGGGCCGUUGAGGGACAACAUUUCAAGAAGACACGCCGGCUGGUGUCUCUGAGCGAACAGAACCUGGUGGAAUGCACCAAAAACAAUAAGUAUAUGAACUACGGCUGUAACGGUGGACUUAUGGGAAGAGCAUUCCAAUACAUCAUUGACAACAGAGGUAUCGCCUCGGAGCAGAGAUACCCUUACACUGCCAAGGAUAACAAGCCAUGCAGGUACAGCGCAUCCAUGAAAGCUGCCAGGGUCUCUAGUUAUUGGAGGGUGCCCCGCCGGAAUGAGAAAGCCCUGCGGGAUGCUGUAGUUGCAAUCGGGCCGAUCUCUACUUGUCUCAAUGCUGGUCGACGUACCUUCCAGUUCUACCGCUCAGGCAUUUACUACGACCCCAAGUGCGGUCAGCGUAUAAACCACGCGGUCCUGGCAGUGGGGUACGGCGUGUCCUGGUUUGGGUCCGGAUCCUCCCGUCCCACCAAAUUCUGGCUCCUUAAGAACAGCUGGGGGCUCAGCUGGGGUAACAGAGGAUACAUUCGCCUGGCAAGGGAUCAAAAUAACCACUGUGGGAUUGCCAGCCAGGCUGUGUAUCCUGUCAUCUGAUACCGGACCGUGAAGGAUUGCAAACGCAGCAAAUACGACAACAAGGGUGAUCAGUAGAGGCUGUGGUUGUGCAAUGGGAGAGCAGUCUCCACAGUGUAGCUUUUCCCAGUACCCCUUUGAUUUGCUUGUUUCGCUGCACACCCGCACCCAUAGAUAAUCUGAUGAAAACCUUCCUCCUCUCUCUCUCUCUCUCUCUCUCUCUCUCUCUCUCUCUCUCUCUCUCUCUCUCUCUCUCUGCUCUUUGAAUGCUCAUUCCACCUAAUCAUUUUUUUGUUGUUGUUUCCUGAUCUCAGGCAGAGAGGUGGUCUUCCACGUAUCAAUAGGCUAGAGCAGGGCUGUCAAACUCAGUUCCUGGAGGGCCGCAGUGUCUUCUGGCUCUCGUUUUAUCCGAGCUCUCAGUUACUUAACUGGUCUAAUUAUCUGAUCAAUUGGACAAAUGUAACGCUCAAAAUGUUUCAUCGGUAGUGUGCCUUGAAUCAAUUGCAUUUUGUUCAAUCAUCAACUGUAGAAGACCUAGAAAACUAUGAAAUAUGUCCAAUUGAACAAAUAAUCAGAUCAGUUAUGUUAAUUAAGAGCUUCAGUUGGAAUUCAAACCAGUAGACCCUGUGGCCCUCGGGGACUGGAGUUUGACAGCCCUGCUGUAGAGGACUCUGUAUUAGAAUCUGUAUAAGAUGGGGCUGCUUGGUCCAGCCACUUAAACCCCACCCAUUGAAACAGUAAAGUUUGUUAAAGUUCUGCAAAGCCUGUUUUAUUAAUUGUGGGGGAACAGGACGAGCUGAAACCUUGAUCAGGCUCUGUUUCAAACCAUGUCUUGUGCAGCAUUGUGACAGCUUUCUGUUUGUUAAACAGGCUGGGAUUUAACUAAGCGAUAUAACCUCUGAUUGUGAGAGUAGGAUUAAUGAUGUCAAUUCUGUACUUUUGGUUUUCUUCAAUAAAGCUGUAAGCAUC
Messenger RNA from Acipenser ruthenus (sterlet), 2117 nucleotides. Its product is annotated as procathepsin L-like. The transcript has 8 exons. The record is from RefSeq and is a predicted model, not a curated record. Gene Ontology annotation, biological process: immune response. Gene Ontology annotation, molecular function: cysteine-type endopeptidase activity. Lineage: Eukaryota; Metazoa; Chordata; Actinopteri; Acipenseriformes; Acipenseridae. Bases 138 to 1169 code for a protein of 343 amino acids. Gene Ontology annotation, cellular component: lysosome.